GUCGCGCUGACGUCACGGCGGAGUUGCCAUGGCGGCGCUGAACGGUCUGGCGUCGGCGCUGGAGUCUUACCGGGGCCGCGACCGCCUGAUCCGAACUCUGGGGUACUGCUGCCAGCUGGUUGGCGGGGUCCUGGUUGAACAGUGUCCUGCCAGGUCCGAAGUGGGCACACGCCUGCUAGUGGUGUCGGCCCAGCUCAGCCACUGCAGGACCGUCUUGAGACUCUUUGAUGACCUGGCCAUGUUUGUCUACACCAAGCAGUACGGCCUGGGGUCAGAGGAGAAGGACGUCUUUGUCCGCUGGCUGUCUGUCCUGGGCAACGUAGCUGACCAGCUCUACUAUCCGUGCGAGCACGUGGCCUGGGCCGCUGACGCCAAGGUCCUCCGCAUGGACUCUGCCAGAUGGUGGACCCUGAGCACUGCCCUCUGGGGUUUCUCCCUGCUCCUGGGGGUUGCCAGGUCCCUGUGGACGGUGCUGAGGCUGAGGCAGAGGCUGAGGAACCCCAUGACCAACCUCACCAGUCGGCUGCCCCAGAGCAAGCAGAGGGCCAUCGAGGUGCGGAUGCAUUCGGAGGUGCUGACGCUUCUCAGCAACCUGGCUGACUUGGCCAACGCCGUGCACUGGCUGCCACCAGGUGUCCUGUGGGCCGGCCGCUUCCCCCCGUGGCUGGUGGGCCUCAUGGGCACCAUCUCCUCCCUGCUCAGCAUCUACCAGGCGGCCCAGGCUAGUGGCCAGCCCGAGGCUGCCAGCCCCUGACGUGGUGUGAGGAGCAGGUGGAUGCAGCUGGACCCGACAGAGGGCCCCUUCCCAGAGCAACCACCAGCCAGGGGAUGCGUCUGUGAUUGAGCAGCCCUGGCGCAGGUGCAUAGGUAGGGAGGGAAGAGGGGCUGGUAUGGGGACCCUCCAAUCCCAGCCAGGGCCUUGGUGGGAAAAGCUCUUCUCUGAGGGCCAAAUGGGGAAGACCCCAGGACUCCCAAGCCAAGGCAGAGCUUGGAAAGGCCCUGUGUGGGCCUCUGCAGAGCCUUCUGUCUGCUGGCCGGGUCCUAUAUGCAAAUGAAGACAAGCAGGAGAGACACAUGCCAUGCUUCAAGUGAGACCUUGGGAAAGCUGGAACGAGAAUCAAUUAAACAUUCUGGUGCUGGUGCUCA
Messenger RNA from Marmota flaviventris (yellow-bellied marmot), 1146 nucleotides. It is a transcript of the gene Pex11g, whose product is annotated as peroxisomal biogenesis factor 11 gamma. The record is from RefSeq and is a predicted model, not a curated record. NCBI's taxonomy places the organism in Eukaryota, Metazoa, Chordata, Mammalia, Rodentia, Sciuridae. Gene Ontology annotation, biological process: peroxisome fission. Gene Ontology annotation, cellular component: peroxisomal membrane.